AUGGCCAGAUUUGAGUGUGCGUUGACUUCAGGGAUCUCAACAAUGCGUGUUCGAAAGAUGAAUUCCCCGCCUCCUAUUCCAGAGUUGAUGAUCGAUGCUACCACUGGCAAGGUGAUACCUCCAGUUUCACAAUUUGAAAUUGUGUACAUCCCUCAAAAGACUAUAAAAGGACAAGUGUUAGCAGACUUUUUGGCAUAUCACCCUAUACCUGAUGAUUGGGAGCUAACUGACGAACUACCUUAUGAGGACGCAAUGUUCAUUAACGAUCAACCUCCAUGGAAGAUGUACUUUGAUGGCGCUGCACAUCGCGGAGGAGCUAGUGCUGGUGUAGUAUUUGUCACUUCUCAAGGUGAAGUUCUGCCCUACUCUUUUACGUUGAUGCAACUAUACUCUAACAACGUUACUGAGUAUCAAGCACUAAUACUUGGGCUUGAAAAGGCUGUCGAAAUGAAGUGGUUGCAAUUGCAAAUCCUUGGUGACUCUCACUUAGUGGUCAAUCAGCUUUUAGGUAGUUACAAGGUCAAGAAGCCUAAACUACGCUCAUAUCAUGACUACGCUAAAAAAUUAAUGGGGUGGGUCGGUGACGUGACUAUUCAACAUGUGCCAAGGAAAGAAAACAAGAAGGUUGAUGCUUUAGUUACCCUAGCUUCAUCAUUAACCCUGCCUGAUCAAGUGCAAGUUACUGUCUGCCAAAAAUGGUUGAUAAAGAAGAAUGGCGUCAAACCAUUAUCAACUACUUAUGCUAUGGGAUACUUCAAAAAAAUCUGA
Messenger RNA from Nicotiana attenuata, 768 nucleotides. RefSeq lists its product as uncharacterized. The transcript has 3 exons. Gene Ontology annotation, molecular function: RNA-DNA hybrid ribonuclease activity; nucleic acid binding. Bases 1 to 768 code for a protein of 255 amino acids. NCBI's taxonomy places the organism in Eukaryota, Viridiplantae, Streptophyta, Magnoliopsida, Solanales, Solanaceae. The record is from RefSeq and is a predicted model, not a curated record.